Corylus avellana is the source of this 1104-nucleotide messenger RNA. The record is from RefSeq and is a predicted model, not a curated record. Lineage: Eukaryota; Viridiplantae; Streptophyta; Magnoliopsida; Fagales; Betulaceae.
AUGGGGAUGAGGUUCAAACAUUUCUUCUUUGCAUUGCUCGCUGGUUUGGGUCUUGUACUUGCUGUUCAUGCUCAGGAUAAAUCAGUUGAGAUGAUAGAUACUGAAUCCAACAUUCAAACUGUAUCAUUGGAGUCAAUUCAACGACAAUUUACAUAUUCUGAGCUUCAAAAAAUUACCAAUAACUUUGAGAUGAUUAUUGGUAAGGGUGGAUUUGGAACAGUUUACCGUGGCAACAUAGAUGACACUCAAGUAGCAGUGAAGAUGCUCUCUCCAUCAUCAGUUCAAGGCUUUCAACAAUUUCAAUCAGAGGUUAAACUUCUUAUGAGGGUUCAUCAUACAAACUUAACUACUCUUGUUGGGUAUUGCUAUGAAGGAACUAACUUGCGGCUCAUUUAUGAGUACAUGGCCAACAGAGACUUAGAAGCACAUCUUUCAGGUUUGGGCAAGGCAAACAUCUUAAAUUGGGAAGAUAGAAUCCGGAUAGCGACAGAUGCAGCACAAGGAUUGGAGUAUUUGCACCAUGGUUGCAGACCACCUAUAAUUCACAGAGAUGUGAAGCCUACAAACAUCUUGUUAAAUCGCAAUUUUCAUGCCAAACUAGCUGAUUUUGGACUAUCCAAAAUUUUUCCCACCGAUGGUGGCAGCCACGUGUCAACCGUUGUUGCUGGCACCCCUGGGUAUUUGGACCCCGAGUACUACAUGUCAAACCGGCUAGCUGAAAAAAGUGAUGUUUAUAGUUUUGGAGUCGUUCUUUUAGAGAUAAUUACAAGUCGGCCUGCAAUAGAAAAAUCUAAGGAAAUGACUCACAUAAGUCAAUGGGUGAGGUUAAUGCUAGCUAAAGGGGAUAUAAAAAGUAUUGUUGAUACAAGGUUGCAAAGAAAUUUUAACGUCAAUUCUGCGUGGAAAGCUGUCGAAAUAGCAAUGGCCUGUGUAUCUCCAACUUCUGCUAAAAGGCCAACCAUGAGUCAGGUAGUGGUCGAGCUAAAGCAAUCUUUCGCAUCUGAAUUGGCUCACAUGAAGGAGGGUCAUGCGGUCAAAACAACAGAUUCAAUUGAAAUGAUUGAUGUGAAUCUGACAACAGAACUCAUUCCUUUAGCACGAUAG